GGCCAUUCCAAGUGCAGUGGAACGUCCAAACUCAUCGCGCCCACGCCGCAGGGAGAGUUGUGAUGAGGAUCUAUAUUCACCUCGAACCGACCAGCGAGUACGCCGAAUGGACUUUUGUGUGCAAAGCACCGCUGACGCACGUCCACGAAGCAGUAUCGGCAUUCGCAGACGCGUAUAAUCGAAAGUUUACUGCUGUGACGCAUCGUCUGUGCCCGACGUCACUCACAGUAACACUGACGAAUUCCAAGAAACCCGUCGACCCGAACAAGAAGAUCUCCACACUCCUCGAUGAAGCCGACUCGUGCGAGCUGACAUUAGAGCCCCAAACACCGCAACCCGUCCCAACUUUAAGCCAACCAACCACGACACAUGCCUCAGCGGAUGGAACCGACUUGAUUCUCGCGCAAGCUGCAAAGCAUAAGCAAAACCAGGCGUGGAGGUCGGCCAAAGCACUGUGGGAGGUGGUGCUGGCCGACAUGGAUCCGGUCAACGUCGUCGCGAUGCAGGGGAUGGUUGACCUGUACGUUCAAAGCUCGCAGUGGACGAAAGCAAAGGCGUGGACUGCCAAGAUGCUACCCCUCGUGACCACCACGGCCAAAGCAGCAGUUCGUCUUCAGUCGGCCAAAUGUGACGUGCGCCUCAAGCAGUAUGGCCAAGCUGUGAUCAUUUUGCAAGAGCUCUUGUCCGACCCAAAUUUAUCGCCAAGUGCUCAUCACGACGCCACCAUCCUGCUCGCGCACGCCUUGUACCAUGGUGGACAGAGGAAAGAACAGGACGUGGCGAUUUCGAUUCUCGUUAGCAUGCUCCAGGAAUCAAAUGAGUCCGACAUGGAUGCGAUGGCAUUGUACAGCGAGAUUGCCCACGAUCGAGGCAAGCCGUCGGAAGCUAUUCAGAUGAUUUUGAAGGUGUUGGUCGAUCGCCCCAAAGAUAAACGAGUCCAAGCGGCCUGCGCUGCUUUCCUCGACGCGCCAAAUGGCUUUGCCUACCUCCGAGCAGCGCUUGACCCGACUGGACCGUCGACUGCCCCGGCAUAUGCGUACUUGGCUUCGGUGGCAAAAGACCAUGGCGCCAUGAACGCGUCCAUACAGUGUUUUCAGCAAGCUGUGGCGCAGUGUCCUCGCGACGUCAUGUUUGGUCUGAACUACGUGCAUGCGCUGGAAGUGUGUGGUCGGUACGCCGACGCGUAUUUGUUUAUCAAGCGCUAUGUCGACAGCAAUUCCACCUUCGCGGUGGGCAAUACCCUUACGUGCAGCGACGUCGCCGCUGUACUGGUGCCUUUUGCGACGCUAGACGACGCAAGGGGUCCGCUGAGUGCGGAUGCUUCCAUCCAGUGGAAAGGAACGCACGUCUGUGUCCGCGAGAACGACUUCAAGUUCCAGCGCCCGGUCGCCGACAAGGUCGACUUGACAAGCGAGCAGCUCGACUUGCUUGCAAUGCUCUGCACACUUGUCAAGAUUCUAUAUCUGCAAGGAUGCCUGCGACCUCUGCCAGCCUUGCUCGAUGUGAUGGAACCGGUGCGCUUCCACUAUGGCCACCUCCUCCACACCACAUCGAUUCGCAACGAACAUGCAUACUACUCGUGUAUAACUCAAUUGGUGUCCAUCGCGCCGCUCUGCCCCGACGUCCCACGCACGGCCAAGCCCAUCUACGUGUGUGGGGAUUCCCAUGCCCUGGCAACGGCAUGGCGCUCUGUCAAAGUGCACUCCACGGAGCGCCUCUUGAUUCCAGCCUUGGUCACUGGCCUCAAACAUUGGCAUCUCCGACACGAGUCGACCUUCUACCCGAAAGUCCACUUUUUCAACGUGGUCAACACAAUUCCUCGCGGCGCUACCGUCGUGUUCAUCUUUGGCGAGAUCGACUGCCGCGAAGGGCUGCUUGUGGCCGUCGAGAAAUGUCGCUACGAGACCCUUGGCGACGGCAUCGCACACACCGUCUCGAUCUUCAUGGACGUCCUCGAGCGCCUCGUAGCGACCCAUGGCUUUCAUGCGCUGAUCCAUCCCGUCGUCCCCGUGCUCAACGAAACGCGUCACAUUGUCCAGCAAUACAACCGCGUGUUUCAAGCGAGGGUGGCCGCCAGUGGGUUUUGCAACUGGAUGGACAUCUUUGACAGUCUCUUGACCCCGACCUACCAACUGCAGGAGGCGUAUGCGCUGGACGGAACCCACCUCCAUCCGUCGUAUUUGCAUCUGUGGACCGACGCGCUCGAGCCGCACACGGACCGAACAUGACCGCGGUGUUGUCCACACCUCACUCGACCUGAUGCAUUCGGCUAGAACCCCAGUAGACGAACCGAAUGACGAAUCCAUAGUGCUUAUCCACACACGUCCCGCGGUGCCACAGCGCGUCAGCCUUGGCCAUACAAACCCAAAACGAUGGACGAGGGAUGGCAAUGUCUUUAUUGGAGCUACGACGCCCCGCUCGCG
This is a messenger RNA of Aphanomyces invadans, 2423 nucleotides long. RefSeq lists its product as hypothetical. Lineage: Eukaryota; Oomycota; Saprolegniomycetes; Saprolegniales; Verrucalvaceae. The transcript is spliced from 11 exons. The record is from RefSeq and is a predicted model, not a curated record. Gene Ontology annotation, molecular function: protein binding. The coding region runs from base 63 to 2228 and encodes 721 amino acids.